Molecule: messenger RNA, 2132 nt
Organism: Paramecium primaurelia
Lineage: Eukaryota; Ciliophora; Oligohymenophorea; Peniculida; Parameciidae
Source: the annotation of a GenBank genome assembly
AUGGAAGAAAGACUGCUUUGUGAAAUUUGUGUAAAGUAAGAGAAGAUGGGUUCUAAUGAUUGCAUUUCAUUGGAAGAUGCAAACUAUGUUAUUAAUAAUUAUAGUAAAAAAAUUGAAAGCAAUUUACAUCCCUAUUUGAAUGAGAUUUAAAGAAAAAUCUAAUCUAUUGAAUAGUAUAUUGAUUAAUAAAAGAGUAAUUUAAAUAAUCUUUUAAAUUCAAUUCUGAAAAAUGUUUAGUAAUGGCAUUAAAACUUAGAAGAAGUGAUUAAGAUAAAUAAAAAUGAAAAAGAGUUUUUAAAUAUAUUAGAUAACAUAAAAAGGAAUGAAGAGGAUUGGUUAUAAGAUUGUGAAUUAAAAAUAACUUAUGAAAUUUAAUAAUUAGGAUAUACUUAUUACCAUAAAAUUGAUAAAAAAUUAAAAAAAUAUGCUGAUUAAUUAAUGGAUUUUAAAUUAACUGAAAAAGUUAUCGAUAUAGCAAGAAUAAGCUAAGAAAAGUGUUGGAAUGUUUAUAUUGAUACCUCAACUAUUAAAAAAAAUUAAUUAGUUGUAUUAAUAUUAUUUAAAUUAAGUAAAAAUUUAAGUUAAUCUAAUGCCCUGAACAUAAGAGAAUAGCAGAAAAAAUUAAUAUAGAAAAGAAUGUUCCAAAAAAUAAAAGAAUUUUAUGCCAAGAGUGUUAAUUAAAUGGAUUAGAUAUAGAAUCAUUCAUAAAGACAUGGGAUAAAAUUCAAUAUGAGAAAAUAGACUAAUAAUAAAAGGCAUAGAAAUAUUUGUAAGAAUGUUAUACAAAUUCUCUUUCAAAAUUAGAAUAGCUAAGAAAUGCUUAAUACAAAAAUUUAACUGGUAUGAUCAAUUCAGUCCAUCUCAAAAUUGUAGAUGGAUCAAAAUGUUUUUAGCAAAUAUAUUUAUAAUCUUAUGAUUUUAGUAUAGAUAAGUUUCAGGAACUUGCUGAAAUGUGUUGUUAAGAAUAGGAAAAAUUUGAACUUCAAACAAUCUCUUAAUUUCUAAUACUCCUAUAUUAAUAAGGAAAAGCUAUGGUAUAAGAUGUUAAAUAAAUUUUGAUCAAAUCAAGGUACGAAAAUGGAAUUCAACGUAAUAUUAUUUAAGAUUCUAUAAAAGAAGAAGAAGUAACCAAUAAUAAUUAAGUUUAAUUAUUAUAGCCUGAAAGUUUAUCUAAAACAUUUUAAAUUUAAUUAAUGUUACCAUCUUAUUAGGUUGAUCAAUAAGAAAUAUAUUCAAUGGCAUUUAAUAGAAAUGGAUCUUUGUUAUUAACAGGAGGAGAUGAUGAAAUUAAGAUAUUUUCAUUCUAAGAAGGAAAAAUAGAGCCAUUAAAGAAAAUGUCUUGUUAAAGUAGUGUUAGUGCUUUAUCAUUUAGUUAACAAUCCAAUAAUUUUAUCUCUGGUCAUAUUGAUGGAAGUCUUUAAAUAUGGAAUCAAAAAAAUCGAUUUGAUUAUCAAAAUCUAAUUUAUGAAAAUUUACAUAUGGAAAUAAUAAGAUGUUUAAUUAUAAAUAAAUAAGAAAACGAAUUGAUAUCAAGUGCUGAUGAUUCAAUUAUUAGAGUUCAUUCCUUAAACUUAUCUAAGAGUUAAUUAUAAUUUAAAUAAUCAUUAAAAAAACAUUAAAAAAAUGUUACAUCAAUUUGUUUAAAUCAAUCUGAAACUACUUUAUUAUCUUGUAGUGAAGAUGGUUAAAUAAUUGUUUGGAAAUAAAAUGCAUAUCAAGAUUGGGAAUUCAAAAAUUUUAUUAAUCAUUCUAUUAAAUAUUAUGGAAAGAAAAUAAUUUUCAUUAGAGAUAAUUAGUUUAUUUGGACUUAAUUUAAUGAAAAAAACAUUCUUUUAUUUGAGGAAAUAGAUAAUAUAUUUAUUUAAAGAUCUCAAAAAAGCAUAAUAAAUAAAAAUUAGUAAAGUGUUAAAUUUCCGUUUAUCUAUAAUUCAUAAUUUAAUUUAAUUAUUUGUAAUCAUGGUAAAACCAUAUAGUUGGUAACAUAAUAAUCGAGUGGAUCAUUUCAGAUAGUGUCAAGUUUUUAGAAUUAAUCUAAUGGAUAAUAGAUAGGAGUUGCUACAAAUGAUUCUAAAUAUAUGGUCAUUUGGAACGCAAAGCAGUCAGAAUUUAAGAUAUUUAAAUUGUAUUCUUGA